Molecule: messenger RNA, 2070 nt
Organism: Rosa chinensis
Lineage: Eukaryota; Viridiplantae; Streptophyta; Magnoliopsida; Rosales; Rosaceae
Product: mitochondrial import inner membrane translocase subunit TIM44-2
Exons: 15
Coding region: 1-1821 (606 amino acids)
Biological process (GO): protein import into mitochondrial matrix
Cellular component (GO): mitochondrial inner membrane
Molecular function (GO): protein-folding chaperone binding
Source: RefSeq, a predicted model, not a curated record
AUGGUUGAUGAGAACAAGAUUGAUCGAUGGUCUGAUCUAGGAAAACCCAAGCCUAGAUGGGUGCAACUAUGGAAUUUUUGGAUUUGUCCAUGUCGGGCUCGACUUAAAUCUGACAUGCUCAUGGUUGGGGAAGCAAAACAUGAUCGCCUCUUCCUCGACCCGAUCCUAACGGAGGCACUAACCCUUAGUGCACGUCGGGAUGUUUCUAGUGCCCAAAGCAGAGCGAUGGGCAUCGUUGCACUACGAGCUGCUGGUACGACGGUGCUCCGAUUUGCAGAAGCAUUAGCAAGAUGCGUUGUUGCUGCAUGUCACGCCGGAGAUGCAAUCUGGGUUAAGGAGAUGGCGGCAAGAAGCUCUGCAGCGGGAGGGCCAGUAUCAAGCAGCAGUGAGGCAGGAGUGGCGGUGCCCAGAUCAACCGUCAGGCACACGUUCCCUCUUCCCCAAGUUUCAGGCACGAGAAUUCGAUUGCUUUCGGAAACUGGGUAUUGGGGGAAUCGUCGAUUCAGUGUCUUCAAUGAGUUUUCGAAGCAGGUCAAGGAGGAAACCAAUAAGAAUCCACAAUUUAAAAAGACGGUCAAGGAGCUGAAGGAGCAAGUGGAAGAGCUCAAGGGGGUGAAAGAAGAUCUGAAAGUCAGAACGAAGCAGACAACGGAGCAGCUGUACAAGCAGGUGGAUGGUGUUUGGACAGAGGCUGAAGAAGCAGCAAAGAAGGUCUCUGCAAAUGUAAAAGAGAAGAUCUCGGCUGCCACAGAAGAGGUUAAAGGAUCUCUUGGAAUUGGGAAAGAGCAGGCUUCAGGGCCUUCUGGUGCUUCAGCUGAUCAUGCUGCUGAUGAAAAAGAUGGAAGUAAGGCCUCGUCCUCGGAAGAUAAACACCAGCACUCAGGGUCUAGUGAUACUGCAGAAACAUUAUUUGGAAAAUUUAGGUCAAGGGUGUCUUCAUUGAAUGUUUCCUCUGUCUUUCAUAGAUUCAAGGAAGCAAAGUUUGUUGACAUGGCCAAAAAAGGAUAUGAUAUUGUAAAGGAUGAGUUAAAUGGUAGUCCAAGUAAGAAAAAGCAUCUAGGGUUUGACCCUUCUUCCAUCCCACAAGUUAAAAGAAGUGCGACAAGUGACAUUGCUAUUGUACCCACCAAACAAUCUCGUUGGAGCAAAAAGUGGGAGGCUUUCAGAAUGAAGAUGCAAGGGAAUCCUCUAUUCAAGCGUAUCAGUGGGAUGAGUGAACCAGUUAAAAUAAAAGGCGAGGAGAUUAUGGAUGACAUGAAGGAACGCUGGGAAACUACUGAUAGCCCAAUAGUUCACAAAAUUCAGGAUAUCAAUGAAGCUAUUUUUCAAGAAACAAAUGCUGCUGCAUCAAUGAAGGAGAUCCAUGCCCGAGAUCCAUCUUUCUCUUUACCAGAUUUUGUGGUAGAAGUUCAGAAUGCGGUCAAACCUGUGUUAAAUGCUUACAUGAAGGGAGAUAUUGAAACAUUGAAGAAGUACUGUGCUAAUGAGGUGAUUGAGCGGUGUAAAGCCGAGCGUCAGGCUUUUCAAAGCCAUGGCAUCUUUUUUGAUAACAAGAUUCUACAUAUAUCUGAGGUGGAAGUAAGAGAUACCAAACUGAUGGGAGACUCUCCCAUAAUCAUUGUAGCGUUCCAAACACAGCAAGUCUAUUGUGUACGUGAUAAAAAUGGUGCAAUAACAGAAGGCAGCCAGGAUACAAUCCAAACAGUGUAUUACGCCUGGGCCAUGCAACCUUGGGAUCCCGAAGAACUUCCUGAAGGUGCUCUUUUCCCGAUAUGGAGAGUAAGAGAGAUGCAACAAUUUGGAAUUCAAUCCCUUAUUUAGUUCUUUACAUAAACCUCUGAUCUUAACCGAUGGAUGUUGUGUCAUAUUUAUUUUCAUGUGCCAUCUCAACUUCCCUGGGUUUUGUGAUUCACUGCCAGGAAAUUUCGUAGUAUAUUAUUUUAGUAUGAUCAAUUCAAUGCAGUUCAUUACUGAGAGCAUAAGCAAAUCUAAAUUCCUCCAAAUUUCUUUUUUGGGAGUGACAGAUUUCAUUCUGAACAAAUAAAUAUUAUCAAUUCUUUUGUUACUGCA